CACGUCGUCUGCUUCUGCCUACGUGCAGGGGUUUUCUUCGUCUGUUGCACGCCAGCUCACAGAUCUCAGUCUUUGGAAUGUAUUCCACUCAGUCAGUUGUAAAGGGGAGGCACUGGCGUCAACGACGGGAGAAACCCAUGCAGGUACCGGCGUUCAGGUUCUUCUCCAGUAAGACUUGAGGAUUGAAGGGACGCCAGGCGUUACGACCGUGCCUUGAAGUAGGACUUGUCCGAACACGCUUUAGUGUUGCUAAGACUGGAGUGCCGUCGCUUCUGCCUUUGGUAGGCACAGUGCGUCGAGUUUGGUCACCAAAGAGACUAUCUUUUCUGUGAUAUACCUGCCAUCGAUCACACCAUGGUGCAAAUAAAAGAGCUUCCGAGCAUCUUGUCGGAGCACGUAGAGGACAGUCUGUGCGCCCACCAGCAACAAGCAGCACGUCAACAGCAGGCUGCAAGGCGCAGACGAAAGAAGAAGAAGCGGACAGGGUCUAGCUUGGCAGCCAGCAACUUCUCUGACCUGUACCGUCUCACUGGGGAGGUCUUGGGAGAAGGGGCCUAUGCUUCCGUGCAGACCUGCAUCUGCCUUUACACUGGCAAAGAGCAUGCUGUUAAGAUCAUUGAGAAAGAGCCCGGCCACAGCAGGGCACGCGUGUUUAGAGAAGUGGAAACAUUCCAUCACUGUUCCGGCCAUAAGAACAUCAUCCAACUCAUUGAAUUCCUUGAAGAUGAAAACAGAUUUUUCUUGGUGUUUGAGAAGAUGCGCGGGGGUCCACUCCUGCGGCACCUGCAGCAGCGCGUGAUGUUUACGGAGCACGAGGCUAGUCUGGUUGUGCGGGAUGUCGCGGAGGCGCUGCGGUAUCUGCACGCCAAGGGUAUUGCUCACCGGGACCUCAAGCCCGAAAACAUCCUCUGCUUCAGCACUGACCAACUGUGCCCUGUCAAGUUGUGUGAUCUGGACCUCGGCUCUGGAGUUGUCCUCCCCCCUUCAGCAGCUGCCACACCACCUACAACACCAGAGCUGCAAACGCCCGUGGGGUCAGCCGAGUUCAUGGCUCCUGAAGUUGUGGAGGCGUUUGUUGGAGAGGCCAACACUUACGACAAGCGCUGUGAUAUGUGGAGUCUUGGUGUGAUUGUGUACAUCCUGUUGUGUGGCUACCCUCCGUUCUACGGCCGAUGCGGCAGCGAGUGCGGCUGGGAGAAAGGAGAGUUCUGCCAGGCAUGUCAGGACCAGCUUUUCGUCUCUAUCCAAGAAGGCUGCUACGAGUUCCCUGAGCGCGAGUGGGGGUCGAUAUCUGCCGAGGCCAAGGACCUGAUUACGCACCUUCUCGUCAAGGAUGCAUCUCGGCGCUACACCGCUGAGGCAGUGCUUGCCCACCCCUGGGUCUCUCACGGAGGUCCCACCACCGCCCUCCAUACUCCAUCUGUCAUUCGGAGGAACAACAGUGCUCGUGACCUGGCAGUGUUUGCGGAGAGCGCCAACGCUGUGAAGCGGCUCGUCCAGCACCAGAUGGCGUGGAGCAUGGAACUCCGCAGGAGCACACACUCUGCGACAGGAGCGGACUCCUUCAUGACGACCAUCCCUGCCACCCCGGACCCAUCGCCCCCUUUUGGGCUGUCACCGCCCAGCGAGUCCAAGUUAGCACAACGCCGCAAGUUCGGACGCAGCCUCAGCCUUAGCCACGGGUCGAACGAAUCCAUCACGGGCUCUGGCUAAGUGGUUCUUUUUUUUUUAACAUCGGAGCACACUUUUCAGACAAAAAAAAUGAUGCAUGUAACACACACUUAGGUGGGGGGGGAUUUGAGGACGUUUUCUCCUUGCUCUCGCCUUAAUUCUGUCGGCCUUUUUUUCCCCUCCAUCUCGUACCGGUUUAUUUUUGAUCUGCUUAAGUGUCUGUAUUGUUUCAUUGAGUAUCUUCGAGAAAGAAAAAAAAAACAAAAAAAAAUGAAAUUAUACGGGGUCGGGGGAAAAUGUUGCAGCAAGGUUUCGUCCACUUUUGUGCUGUCUCGCAGCUGUUUCUCUUCAUUUAUUGUGUUGUUAGCAUUCGUUCUCAAAUGGGGUAGCGGGUACGAAGCCUUGAAAGAGUGGAGCACGGUUUUGUACCCGGGAAUACCCGGAUGUGAUGGGAACAAGCGAAGCAGGGCUGUGGAAGGGGAGAGGAGUUUUCACUUCCAUAAUCUCCAGUGCUGUACCGCCUGCCUGCCCUUUUGUUUUAUACUUUUAAGUGUCUUUUUUUUUUUUUUCUUCUUCCCGCUAUUCUUUUGGAAGCCAAAGACAGGCUCUCAGAGUUUACUUUUUCUCCUUCUGGACUUCAUCUUUCACUGCAUCAUCAUUGUGUUGUGUACAGUGAUACAGUAGGUUCUUUCGGGGUGAGUUUUGUGGGAAUUGUCGCUUCAUAUCUGGUGUAUACCUCUGGUGUGUGUGGGCACCUUCGAAGACAGUCCCCAACACCAGGGUUACCAUUUUUUGAUCAUCGGCGAAGUUGCCCGGGUAACCGGGAGGAGGAAUUACUUUGUGGUGGUUUGUUGGAGGUAUGGGCGAUCGGUUCUGGCCUCCUGAAUCGGGUGUAUCAUGUCUAAUGCCCCCCUGUCAGACCGGCAAUCUUCAAUGACAGUUGAAAUGAACGACCACUGGACGUGUGUGCAGCACCACCAAGCAUGUAGCCUGUCAUAGGAACCAACGGUCGUUGAGAAGUUUACUGGUUACACGCUUGGUGGCGCUACGUGUGUGUUGAAUGGCCAAUGAUUUGAGGUACCAUUGAAGACUGCCCCUGUGACAGGGGCGUAAGUGCUCUGUCCAUGCUUGUUGAAUCUGAGAGCCUAUCUGCCCUUCCAUUCUUGUUCUGUCCUCUCAUACGAUCAGCUACCAAAAUCUUGCAAACACACACACACACAGACGCUUGACAAUAUAAACUGCUAAGCAAAAAACGGACGUCGCACCACAAGAAGCACUUCGAUUUUCUUCCGCUACAGAAAAAAGAAAUUGUCGUCCAUCGUAUCUGUGAUAAGUCCCCCUUUUUUUUUACAAAGCUGUUGCCAUAGUGCCAAAAUCUGAGUUCCACGUAGAAGUGGUCGCUGCACAAAGGAGAAGCGUGACCUUAUAUAAUGUUUCAUAAAGAAUAAAGCAGUCCAUUACUACUAAGGAGGUCGGUUUUUCACUAUGAUACCAGAGAAGUCGCACACAUACUUUUUUUUUUUUCUGUGCCCCCUUAGCACUUCCUAUCAUAUUGAUAAGGAAGAGUUGUCUCUCGCUGAAGAGUUGUCUUUGCGGCGUCUCCACCAGUCACCCCCUCAGUGCUCGGCAAACUUUUGUGUGCGGUUUGGUGUUUUGGGAGUACGACCACUUUUCCACGACAGAUCCCGCAGGGUGUGCCGAGUGCGUGCUGAAGUACAAAGAAAAAGAUGUUUUUUGUUUUUUUAUUUGGUGGAUGUACGACUGCUGAGAAUGACUUACGGAAAAUAAAGUUCAUGCCAGUGCA
Molecule: messenger RNA, 3475 nt
Organism: Ornithodoros turicata
Lineage: Eukaryota; Metazoa; Arthropoda; Arachnida; Ixodida; Argasidae
Gene: Lk6
Product: MAP kinase-interacting serine/threonine-protein kinase 1-like
Exons: 7
Coding region: 355-1713 (452 amino acids)
Biological process (GO): protein autophosphorylation; peptidyl-serine phosphorylation; intracellular signal transduction
Cellular component (GO): cytoplasm; nucleus
Molecular function (GO): calmodulin binding; ATP binding; calcium-dependent protein serine/threonine kinase activity
Source: RefSeq, a predicted model, not a curated record